This is a messenger RNA of Scylla paramamosain (green mud crab), 1858 nucleotides long. Its product is annotated as probable endochitinase. Lineage: Eukaryota; Metazoa; Arthropoda; Malacostraca; Decapoda; Portunidae. The record is from RefSeq and is a predicted model, not a curated record. The transcript is spliced from 6 exons. Bases 162 to 989 code for a protein of 275 amino acids. Gene Ontology annotation, cellular component: extracellular region. Gene Ontology annotation, molecular function: chitin binding.
GUGGACCUGUCCUGUGUGAGGGUAUAAAAGCAGGACAACACCUUCAGCCCCUCCCACUGGUGUGCUGACUCUGACCUGGGACACACCACCACCACAACCACUGCCACCACCACCACCACAACAACCAACCGUGACACGAUCGAUACCGCCGCCACCACACCAUGCAGGUGACACAUAAGCCGCUGGUUCUCUUGCUGUGGGUGCCUUCCUGCCUCGCUCAGAUCGGACCACCAAGAACUUACCAGGUGCCAGGCUUUCCCAGCAUCACUGCUCCCGCUCCCCCUGCACCAGCGCCACCCACCAACGCCCUGCCACCCGCAACCAACGGCCUGCAGAAGUGUGCCCCGGGUGACAGGGUGCCCGGCCCCACCUGUACUUCUUUCUAUAUGUGUGUAGGUGGCAGUAAAUAUGCUACAAGAAGAGCAAAGUUUGAAUGUGCUCCAGGAACAGUCUUUGACAGCCAGCUGGGCACCUGUGUCUUCAACUCAGGAUCAGACUGCAUUCCACCAGUGGUAGCACCACCAGCCACAUCCCAUACCACACAGCCAGGUCCUCCAGCACCUAUAAAUACUAACUCGUGCAUACGUUAUCAGCUGGACCCAACCACAGUAUUUGAUUGCCUGGAGGAAGGAUUUUUCCCUUAUGCCUCAGACUGUGUACGGUUCUACAAAUGUGUGGUGACAAUGGGCUGCACAAUAAAAGGAUUUCUCUUCAGCUGCCCAUCCGGCUACCUCUAUGACAACCAGCAGAAGAAAUGCGAGAAGGAGGCAAUAAUAGGGCCGUGUGACCGACUGUCGGAUGCUGUUGUACAAACUCAUGAAAUUAGGCCAGUUGUUGAGAUCAAGCCAGAGAAGCUCGACCAGUUCUUCGAGUCUGACAUCUAUUGGGACCUGAUGCCUUUCUUGCCCAACGAGCCGCAGAGACUUGUGCCUGUCCUUCCUUCCACCUUCUCCCGAGCACCACACCAGGAAGACAGGCCAUUUGCUUAAGGGGCUGAACGUUAUAUGUAUGUCAUUGGGAGUUAAAAUCAUAUUAGAAAUACAACAGGUUAACAAUGACUGGAGUGAAACAAAUCCACUUGGUUCUCCCUUGGACAAAGUUAACUAUUGUUUCUGAUCAGUUUUCAAAUUGUUGGUGGAAUAAUGUUAAGAUGUGUUGGUAUUUUCAUCAAAGCACAUAAUCAUACAUAGUUAUGUAUCAUGAUGUUGUGCAAUACAAAGCUUUUCACUAGUUAGCGUAUUUAUCAUAUACCUGCAUCCUUGCCUUUCUUUAAUCAUGAAUUUAUUACAUGUCAGUAUAUAUCCGUAAGUUUCACAUAUCCGUGCAGCGAAAAUAAAUGAAUAUAUCUAUAACUGAUAUAAAAAUGAACGUGUUUCUCCCAAAUAACUUCAGGAGCAUUUACUAGAUAUUAUGAACAUUACCGACAAGUUUAAAAGAAUUUGUAUGAAUCUUAAUGACACAUUACAUUCUCUUUGGUCUUGUUUCGAAGAAGGCUUAUGUUUAUCAUGAAAUCUCUCCUACUGUCCUAAAAAAAAAAAAAAAACUGUAGGUAGCUCAAUCUUCAUAUUCUGCAAGGAAAAGCAAGGAAAAACUGUUCUAUCAAUAUCCCCCCCCACUCUCUCUCUCUCUCUCUCUCUCUCUCUCUCUCUCUCUCUCUCUCUCUCUCUCUCUCUCUCUCUCUCUCUCUCUCUCCUAUUCGAGUUUUCAUGUCCGCAAAAAUAAGGUUAUGGAAUAAAGCUCAAAUUUUGGUUAUCUGUUGUGUUAUAUUCAACAAGAUAAUGCUCACAUAACUUAGUCUACGAUACAGUUGUUGUAUAUUUUGCUCAUUAUAUGGUUGAUGUUGAAUAAAACGAGAAAA